UUUCUAGAUUUUACAUUACCUUCCUGUAUGUUUCCGAGUGUUUCGCGAAAUUCCCGAGCAUGCUCGGUUGCCCAGCAAGAAACACGCCAUAUUGACUGUCUGAAAAUUUGGAAGGCCGUAAAAUCCAUUGACAUCCUCCAAAAAGAGAGGAACAAUGGACUCACAAUACGGCAUAGCAGUUACUAAUAAAUUUGACCUUUUCGGGGAUGAUGUUACUGAUCCCAUAGAGUUCCUGAAAGAGCAGGAGGAGUUGAAGAAGAAACAGGAACUCGCAAAAGAAAAGGACAAGGGAAAACAAGGGAAGGAUAAGAAGGCGAAGAAGCAAACUGCCUCACAGUCCGAUAAUAAAUCCAUAGAACAGCCGAUCCAAAAGAAGGAAGACAAACCCAAUACACAGUCCCGUCCCCCUCGCAGUGCUCGACAGAACCGGGAACCAAGGGAGAUCAAGGACGACAAUGACUCCAGGCCUCCAAGGAGGCGUGAUGAAAAUGCUCAAAAUGAGUUCAGAGAGAGAACAGAAGGCAGUGGUGGUAAUUUCAACAGACCAGAAAGUGCUCGUGGACGGUUUGGUAACCGAGGGCGCGGACGGGGUGAGGGCCGAGGCGCCAGGGGAGGCAGAGGUCGAGGUGGAUUCGACAGGGGUGGUAAACGGGACUUUGAGCGUCACAGUGGCAGUGACAAAACUGGUGUGAAGCCCACAGAGAAGAGAGAAGGCAGUGGUUCUCAUAACUGGGGAUCAUUCAAAGACGACAUACAGGAGGAAAUGAAGGAUAAUGUGGAAACGGAAACAAAGGAAUGGAACCCAUCAGAAGACGCGGAGAACCAGGACCCCAAUGAAAGCACGGAAUCAACUGAACAACCCACAGAGGAAGCCCCCAAACAGAUGACUCUUGAUGAAUGGAAGGCCCAACAAGAAAAGAAUCGACUACGAAACCAGUUUAACAUUCGAAAACCAGGUGAGGGUGACACUUCAACCAGCCAAUGGAAGAAGGGCACAGUCUACCGAAAGAAGCUGGAAGAGGAAAAUGAGGAAUCGGAUGAAGAGGAGGAAUAUGAAGAGGAUGAAGAAGCUGCCAGGCAGAAGAACUUGGUGAAUAGUUUCAAGUUUGUAUUCAAUACUGACACCAGAAGAGGAGGACGUGGACGGGGUCCCAGAGAAAGGAGAGGUGGAGGUGGUGGUGGUGGACGUGGCAGCCGCGGAGGAAGAGGCGACAGACGGGGACCUCGGGAAUCUGCCCCCAAGUUCGAUGAUGAAAAUGACUUUCCCAGUCUGGUGAAGACUGAGGCAUAAUGCCCAGCAAUGCUGCUUACAAUAUUUUCCCCAAGUACUAUACAGUUUCAUACUGCGUGUUAGGAACUUGCUUGAAGAAGCGAAAAUAUGGGAGUGAAGUUUCUUGCAGGACACAACUCAAUGUGAAUCCAUCUUUUCAUUAUUUUGUAUUAUGUAAAUUUGUUUUGUCCACAUUUCUGUGGAUGUUGGUUGCACUUGGCAACCAACCAAGAUCUCGACAACAGUAAUCAUGGUACAUAAACUUGUGUGAAUUGUCGGAACUACAGUGAACUGCCUGGAAGAGAGAUGGGACAUAUUAAUUAAAAGUUGGUGAAAGAAAGACGUGAUUGGUUGUAAUGACCUUUUGUACUGUGCUAAAAAAGUGCUUUGUUUAGGUAUUUAUUAUUCGUUUACGAUGUUCAAACUACCGUAUGUAACAAAUGAUGCACACACCACACCAUGAGCAUGUUAAUUUUUUCAUUUACAGACAAUUCAUUUAAUAUUGACCAUGAAACUGUUAUGAUUCAGUUUGUUAUAAUGACAUUAACAAAUUGAUAUUUGGUGUGAAAAAUAUUUGUAAUUAAUUGUUUAUUUCACUUUAUUUGAAGAGAAAUAAACUGUGGUAUAUAUACCUCUUCAAAUGUAUGCUUUCCUGUCUGUCCCUGAUGUUUAGAAUUUGUGAUUGAAUGAAAGGCGAGAUUAAACUUUCAUAGAUAAACUGA
Molecule: messenger RNA, 1992 nt
Organism: Ostrea edulis (European flat oyster)
Lineage: Eukaryota; Metazoa; Mollusca; Bivalvia; Ostreida; Ostreidae
Product: plasminogen activator inhibitor 1 RNA-binding protein-like
Exons: 7
Coding region: 155-1291 (378 amino acids)
Cellular component (GO): cytoplasm; nucleus
Molecular function (GO): RNA binding
Source: RefSeq, a predicted model, not a curated record